Molecule: messenger RNA, 1179 nt
Organism: Papaver somniferum (opium poppy)
Lineage: Eukaryota; Viridiplantae; Streptophyta; Magnoliopsida; Ranunculales; Papaveraceae
Product: F-box protein At5g07610-like
Exons: 1
Coding region: 1-1179 (392 amino acids)
Molecular function (GO): protein binding
Source: RefSeq, a predicted model, not a curated record
AUGAGAAUAAAACUCCAGAUUACUGCACAUAUCCUAAGAAUCUUCAUAGAUAUACUAUCAAAGAUUUUAUUAUGUCUACCAGUAAAGUCCAUUAUUGCGUUGAAAAUAGUCUGCAAACAAUGGGACUCGGUAAUCUCAGAUUCUAGUUUUCAAAAAUCAGUUGAAAAGAAGUGUCGGCUUUCGUAUUCUGGAACGUUUAUGCCCAAAUCAUUGUGUUUGACGAAUAGAUUUAAAGAAACAGAACAUAACUUUCUUGACAAAGAUGCUACUAGUAGUGUCCCUUUAAAGACUUGGGUUUUUGGUAAGAGUAAAGAAGGAAUAAAAAUAGAACAGUCGUGCAACGGCCUUCUUCUGUGUAGUAGCAAGAUACCGACGAAUUGUUGGGGUCGUGCGUACUACGUUUAUAACCCGUACACAGGAAAGUAUAAACUCAUACCUCGCAGAUGCGGUUUUUGCUCGGUUGCUUCAGUAAGAUUAGCUUUCGAUCCAUCAAUAUCACCUUAUUAUAAAGUAAUAAGUUUAUGGAGUAGACGAGGUGGCUAUCAAAUUGAUAUUUACUCUUCCCAGACAUCCUCUUCCAAGAAUUGCGGGGAAAAAAUUCGAUUACAGGCUUAUGUUUCAUCUGAAUCAGGUGUCUACUUGAAUGGUUCUUUAAACUGGAUGAGCUCUCAGGGCACUUUAGUUUAUUUUGAAGUUGAUCAAGAAGUAAUCAAGCAUCUUGCAGUGACGACAUACGUAAUUGACGGAGUAAGAAAGAGGGUUUGUUACUUUGAUGUUUGCAGGGGUCACUUGCAAAUGAUUGUGCAAAAUAACCCAGGUGUAGGAAGCUGUUUUGACGUCUUGGAGAUGGAUACCGCGUACACUGGGUGGGAUCUAAAAUAUCGCAUGGAUUUGGAAUCGAGAUUGAAAGUCUUAUACCCUGACCUGGUUGGAGACAGUCUCCAAUGUAGCGUAAUGCUUUACGAUGAAGUGGACACAGAAGGGGAAGGUUCGCCAAAGCUAUUGCUGCUGAUAAAAUGUCCCCUCCUUGUUUUUGGGGUUAUCACGUACGAUAUAAACGAUAUGCAUUUCAGAAGAAUUCAUAGCCUGGAACAACCAUGCAUAUGCAUGUUCCCGGAAAUGCGUGGAGUGCCAUCCCUUCGUCUUUUCCAUUAUACGGGGCGUCUCGCUCGUGUUUGA